Messenger RNA from Schistocerca cancellata (South American locust), 1965 nucleotides. RefSeq names its product axoneme-associated protein mst101(2)-like. The transcript has 4 exons. The record is from RefSeq and is a predicted model, not a curated record. NCBI's taxonomy places the organism in Eukaryota, Metazoa, Arthropoda, Insecta, Orthoptera, Acrididae. The coding region runs from base 1 to 1965 and encodes 654 amino acids.
AUGGCAAACUGGCUGACACUGACGGCGGCGGUGCACAAAUGCUGCGCAGCUAGCGCCAUUCGACGGCCAACACCGCAGUUCCUGGUGUGUCCGCUGCGCCCUGGAGGUACUGGGGGUAAGGCCAGUCAGCAUGAUCUAGAGCCGGAGGCUGGCACCAGUACCAGGUCUCCAGCUGCAGACUCACCAGGACCUCUUCAAGAGGAGCUGGCCCCAAAAUUGGAGGAGAGGGGAAGUUCAGGCAGCACCCCUGAGUCUGGCAGAACACAUGCAACGAGAAAAAGGCAACGAGAAAAAGGCAACGAGAAAAAGGCAACGAGAAAAAGGCAACGAGAAAAAGGCAACGAGAAAAAGGCAACGAGAAAAAGGCAACGAGAAAAAGGCAACGAGAAAAAGGCAACGAGAAAAAGGCAACGAGAAAAAGGCAACGAGAAAAAGGCAACGAGAAAAAGGCAACGAGAAAAAGGCAACGAGAAAAAGGCAACGAGAAAAAGGCAACGAGAAAAAGGCAACGAGAAAAAGGCAACGAGAAAAAGGCAACGAGAAAAAGGCAACGAGAAAAAGGCAACGAGAAAAAGGCAACGAGAAAAAGGCAACGAGAAAAAGGCAACGAGAAAAAGGCAACGAGAAAAAGGCAACGAGAAAAAGGCAACGAGAAAAAGGCAACGAGAAAAAGGCAACGAGAAAAAGGCAACGAGAAAAAGGCAACGAGAAAAAGGCAACGAGAAAAAGGCAACGAGAAAAAGGCAACGAGAAAAAGGCAACGAGAAAAAGGCAACGAGAAAAAGGCAACGAGAAAAAGGCAACGAGAAAAAGGCAACGAGAAAAAGGCAACGAGAAAAAGGCAACGAGAAAAAGGCAACGAGAAAAAGGCAACGAGAAAAAGGCAACGAGAAAAAGGCAACGAGAAAAAGGCAACGAGAAAAAGGCAACGAGAAAAAGGCAACGAGAAAAAGGCAACGAGAAAAAGGCAACGAGAAAAAGGCAACGAGAAAAAGGCAACGAGAAAAAGGCAACGAGAAAAAGGCAACGAGAAAAAGGCAACGAGAAAAAGGCAACGAGAAAAAGGCAACGAGAAAAAGGCAACGAGAAAAAGGCAAGGAGAAAAAGGCAACGAGAAAAAGGCAAGGAGAAAAAGGCAACGAGAAAAAGGCAAGGAGAAAAAGGCAAGGAGAAAAAGGCAAGGAGAAAAAGGCAAGGAGAAAAAGGCAAGGAGAAAAAGGCAAGGAGAAAAAGGCAAGGAGAAAAAGGCAAGGAGAAAAAGGCAAGGAGAAAAAGGCAAGGAGAAAAAGGCAAGGAGAAAAAGGCAAGGAGAAAAAGGCAAGGAGAAAAAGGCAAGGAGAAAAAGGCAAGGAGAAAAAGGCAAGGAGAAAAAGGCAAGGAGAAAAAGGCAAGGAGAAAAAGGCAAGGAGAAAAAGGCAAGGAGAAAAAGGCAAGGAGAAAAAGGCAAGGAGAAAAAGGCAACGAGAAAAAGGCAACGAGAAAAAGGCAACGAGAAAAAGGCAACGAGAAAAAGGCAACGAGAAAAAGGCAACGAGAAAAAGGCAACGAGAAAAAGGCAACGAGAAAAAGGCAACGAGAAAAAGGCAACGAGAAAAAGGCAACGAGAAAAAGGCAACGAGAAAAAGGCAACGAGAAAAAGGCAACGAGAAAAAGGCAACGAGAAAAAGGCAACGAGAAAAAGGCAACGAGAAAAAGGCAACGAGAAAAAGGCAACGAGAAAAAGGCAACGAGAAAAAGGCAAGGAGAAAAAGGCAAGGAGAAAAAGGCAAGGAGAAAAAGGCAAGGAGAAAAAGGCAAGGAGAAAAAGGCAAGGAGAAAAAGGCAAGGAGAAAAAGGCAAGGAGAAAAAGGCAAGGAGAAAAAGGCAAGGAGAAAAAGGCAAGGAGAAAAAGGCAAGGAGAAAAAGGCAAGGAGAAAAAGGCAAGGAGAAAAAGGCAAUGAGAAGGCAAGGAGAAAAAGGCAAUGA